CGCAAGUGAAUUUGAAGUGUUUUCGUCUGUUUUGGUCACAAGUUUUUGUGAAGAUGGCUGUGUUCGGUCCAAAUAAACGCCGGAAAAUUCCCGUUCCCAAAAGGCACGGAGUGCGUGAUCCAUUGAAAAAGCUAGCCGAACGUGAGGCAGCAAUCAAAGACAAAGUAAACAACCCUCCGAAGGAACGGGACGUUCAGGAGGUUUCGAAUCGUUUCAAACGAUUCGUGCAACUUAAGAAUCAAUCACAGAAUGGCACCGUAGACAGUAGGCCCAACCAACGGGGCCGCAAGCGUCAGAAACCACGAAGCAACCUGCGAGUGGGUGGUUCCGUAGUUGAACAACUGCCGAAAGAGUCGGAAGAAGCUUUCCUAAAGCGGGCCAGUAAAGUUCAGGAGGAUCGGGCUUUGGAAGCCGGUUUCACUAGCAAGUUCAAUGUGGAAGUUGAACGCAAUGAGGAAACUGGAGCCGUUCGACUGAAGAAAAAGAAACGCUACGAAAUAGACGAGCUGCUGGAACGUAAAGCUAAGGAAGCUAAAGGAAUUCGUGGCAAUAAGCGAGCUCAACUGCAGGAAAAGAAUAAAAAGCCUACGUUAGCGGAGAAGAAAGCACUGAAAAAACAGAAAGAGGAAGAGAAACGGCGAAAGGAGGAAGAUAAACUACUGGAGGAAUAUCAGCAGGAUACGGUACAGUUUGGUGAGAUUGUUCACGGUCCGCCUACGCUAAACACAAAGCCAAGACAUGCCGAAAAACUAGAGGGAGCGCCACGGCCUGGAACGAAACGCCUUCUGUUGCAUGGUUUGCUAGACUCAAGCAACCAAGAAGAAACGGAGGAGCAAAGCGUACCGAAGAAAAGGUCCAAGAAAAAGGCGAAGCAAAAUCAACAGCUGGAUCUGAAGGGAAAGCGUAAAAAGUUGCCCAUAGCCACUCGCCUAAAGCUUGAACAGGAGCAGCAGAAUGUGGUCGAAAUGUACAGGCAGCUGAAGAAGGUCAAGAAGAAUUAGUUUGUUUAGGAAGAAAAUAAAAUAUGAAUUAUUGCGAGUGGUUUUCUUUUCUUUUCCGUACAAAUUCAACAUUGUAUCGAAUAAUGAUUAAAUCUACUGUUUAUUGUAAAUCCAUUUGUGUCUAACAACAGAAGAGAAA
This is a messenger RNA of Sabethes cyaneus, 1140 nucleotides long. RefSeq lists its product as uncharacterized. NCBI's taxonomy places the organism in Eukaryota, Metazoa, Arthropoda, Insecta, Diptera, Culicidae. The transcript is spliced from 3 exons. The record is from RefSeq and is a predicted model, not a curated record. Bases 54 to 1001 code for a protein of 315 amino acids.